AUGCAGGCCGAUAUUGGCAUUGGUGAUGCUAAGAACGCCGCUAUCUACGAAGCUAUACGGGCUGAUAACUUCGCUGAUCUUAUCGUCCCGGUUCGGGCAUUCAUCCCAACUACCACACCAGACCAGCACAGGGCGCAAUUUGACCGAAUUCUCGCAAUGAUCACAAACAUCAAGGAACAAUUCGCAAAUAUUCGACGUACCUAA
Messenger RNA from Penicillium expansum, 204 nucleotides. RefSeq lists its product as uncharacterized. The record is from RefSeq and is a predicted model, not a curated record. The coding region runs from base 1 to 204 and encodes 67 amino acids. The transcript has a single exon. NCBI's taxonomy places the organism in Eukaryota, Fungi, Ascomycota, Eurotiomycetes, Eurotiales, Aspergillaceae.